This is a messenger RNA of Symbiodinium necroappetens, 422 nucleotides long. The record is from the annotation of a GenBank genome assembly. NCBI's taxonomy places the organism in Eukaryota, Dinophyceae, Suessiales, Symbiodiniaceae.
AUGGAUUUCGGUGAGGAGGAUGGCUACGAUGUUGACAUUUUCAAUGAUCAAGGUAGCGACACGGAGAUCAAGUCGGCGAUUGAAGCCCAGCUUGCCGACUUGGAAGUGGAUGCUAUGUUCGACUAUCCCGCUGGAGCAGGGCAGGUCUUCCGCUCCUGCGUGGGCAGAGUCUGCGACAACUGCGGCUACGAAGUCAGCGGAAUGCACGGGUCGCAGGAGCGCGUCGUGGUGGGAAAUUUGGCAACGGCCAUGGUCAAGCUCCAUACAGACCUUUCCUCUGGCACAGUGGAGUUUGGGCGCGAGAUCUCUCGCUUGCAGAAGGAAGCCAUUCGAAGGGAAGCGCGGCUAAAGGGAUAUGCCGUCGUCGAGGAUGAGACGGGCCUGAAGGUGUCGCGUAUGUCCAUACUGGUUCCCGAGUCGGA